Necator americanus (New World hookworm) is the source of this 1443-nucleotide messenger RNA. RefSeq lists its product as uncharacterized. NCBI's taxonomy places the organism in Eukaryota, Metazoa, Nematoda, Chromadorea, Rhabditida, Ancylostomatidae. The coding region runs from base 1 to 1443 and encodes 480 amino acids. Gene Ontology annotation, molecular function: G protein-coupled receptor activity. The transcript is spliced from 13 exons. Gene Ontology annotation, cellular component: membrane. The record is from RefSeq and is a predicted model, not a curated record. Gene Ontology annotation, biological process: G protein-coupled receptor signaling pathway.
AUGGUUCUCGUCAGCAACGAUCUCAUGUCUAGAGCAAAUAUCUUUCUCGCAUGUCUGGCUGUAUGUGAUGUGUGCUUUCUGAUAUUAAUGAUUCCCCAUUCAAUGGGUAAUUUCGAUUAUUUCGCCUUCAGUCUCCUAUUUCGUUACCUGUAUCUUCGAUCAAAAGUUCACCUCGUCGCUUUUGCGAAUUGGACAUCGGCGGUAUCGAUUUGGCUAGUCGUUGGGGUCUGUUUCGAGAGAGUCAUAGGAGUACGAUCACCUCUUCAUCGUCUAGCAGCUCCUUCAAAAAGACGUCUCGCUGCAGGUCUUCUGCUGCUGCUGUCAGCAUGUGCAGCUUUGACCUGCUACAAUCACGUUUCUCAACAAUGUUUCAUGAAGUUGUUCUGUCAUGAAACACAAUGGAUCUCAAUGUGCCUCGACGUGAACACGAACGCAUGGCAAGGGAACAGCACGAAUCCGUCAUCGCAUCUUCUUCGUCAGUACGUGAAAUGGAUGCGAGCGGCUAACGUCGCACUUGUCGUAGCGAUACCGUUAGUGUUCCUCGUCGUUCUCAAUACUAUGCUUAUGUACUACGUGAAAAAGAGGUCGUUCUUCCUAUACGCCUCGUUAAGCAAGGUUUCGCGCCGAAUGCAACAAGAAGGUCAAGCAUCGUUGCCGUUCGUCUCUUCCUUGUUCAGACGGCACAGUGAUCAGUUAGUCCAGCAAAAGAUGGAACAUCGUGUAGCAGUCACUGUGUGCGCUGUUGUCACUUCCUUUACUAUCACUCAGGCUCCUUCAGCCGUCGUCUUGUUCCUGAUGUCUAUAUGGGAUGAUAGGCCGUUCCGAUCCCCUGGACAAUGGUACAAUUUACAAGUAAUCACCAGCUUCUUGGUUAUCGUCGGGAAGUGCUUGAAUUUUGUAGUUUUCUGCUUGAGUAGCGAGAAUUUCCGCCAAAAGCUUCUCGUCACUCUACGAGCCCGAUGCGGAGGCAUUAGCGAAGAGAAAAGAUGUCAUUCUGUAGUAACAACGUAUACUCGAUGUGACAGUCGGGAUUCAAGGAUACUGUCGGCUAAAAAAUCAUUCCAAAGUCUUCCGAUAAAUCCUCUAGUAGGGAAUCCUUUCGGUAUGCCAUCACCAUACGGCCUGAAUCCACUCUACGAUGGAUACAUGAUGGGAUACGGUAUGAAUGGACUUGGUAUGGGAAUCCCGUACGGUGGAUAUGGAAUGUACGGAAUGAACGGAAUGAUGAACGGAAUGAAUGGAAUGAACGGGAUGAAUACCAUGAACGGUAUGAACGGCGGUAUGAAUGGAAUGCAGAAUACGGGCACAAUUAAUAACGGCAAUACGAUGCGGUCGAACAGAAUAUCCGGAUCCAGGACAAGAUAUGGAUCGUAUAAUCAAGGAUGCGGUGGUGGGUGUAGCAGUGGUGGCUGGUUAGAUGCAAAGAAACUAAAGAAGGCUUGA